AUAUAAUAUCGGAAUAUUUCUUUUUCCUCAGAGAAGUCUCUUUCUUUUCUUGUAACUAGGGUUAAUUCAAAGUAUUCUUGUGACCCCCCCCCCCCUAAUCAUCUCUCAACAUGGAGGAUGGAGAACCUUCGUCGACCAGUACUUGCUUGCCGCUCACGGCACAAAAACCCCAACAAAACCCUAAAACCACAAAAGGUCGACAGAAGAUAGAGAUCAAACCGAUCAACGAGGAGAGCCGGAGGCAAGUAACGUUUUCGAAACGCAGAAAGGGUCUGUUCAAAAAAGCGGCAGAGCUAAGCGUCCUAUGCGGCGCGCAGAUCGGUAUCAUAACGUUUUCCCGCCGCGGUAGAAUCUUCACGUUCGGUAACGUGGACACACUCGUCGAGAACUACCUGCGCAAGGCGCCCGUGACGCUUAGGUCGCAUCCCGGUGGUGGUGACGAAGGAGAGGAUAAGUGGUGGGAGAAGGCGGUGGAGAGUGUCCCGGAGGAGGAGAUGGAGGAGUACAUGACGGCGCUGAGUGGGUUGAGGGAUAAUCUGUGGACGAGGAUCUGUCAGAUGGGUGGUGAUCAUCGGACGGUUCAGAUGGAUGCUCCGGUGUUUCAGAAUCCGACGGCUGCGAUUGAAUGGAAAGUGACGGAUGAGAAUCUGACGGUUGGAAACGAUCAAAGCCAAGCAGGUAACGGUGGAUAUCUAGACAUUCAUCCGGAGCUUCCGUUUCUGUCUCAAAGCCGUCGGUAAUGAAGUGUUUUAUGUAUUACAUUUCGGUUUUAUAAUAUUUAUAUAUUGUAUGUUUAUCUAAAUUAUUUACCUCUGUUUAACUCAGUUAACUCAUGUUUUCACGUUUGAUA
Raphanus sativus (radish) is the source of this 850-nucleotide messenger RNA. Its product is annotated as MADS-box transcription factor 23. The coding region runs from base 111 to 740 and encodes 209 amino acids. The record is from RefSeq and is a predicted model, not a curated record. NCBI's taxonomy places the organism in Eukaryota, Viridiplantae, Streptophyta, Magnoliopsida, Brassicales, Brassicaceae. The transcript has a single exon. Gene Ontology annotation, biological process: regulation of transcription by RNA polymerase II. Gene Ontology annotation, molecular function: RNA polymerase II cis-regulatory region sequence-specific DNA binding; protein dimerization activity; DNA-binding transcription factor activity, RNA polymerase II-specific.